AUAGCCACGGUUGCAUGCAGGCUGAAGACGAGGUGGCUGAAGUGGUGUGGGUCCAAAGAAGUCAUCGGUAGCAGGAUGGAAGGUGGCCCAUAUCACCUCUGUUCCCUGCUGCUCCUGAGUCUUCUUUCAGGUUACAUUUGUGAAACCAAGACCAUGGUUACAAACGAAACAACGGCUGUUACAAACAAAACAAUGGCUGCAGCAGAGCCAACCAGUGUCACAGAUCAGAGUGUCGGUAUAGUAGUAAAUGCUUCGGAUACUGUGAAAAAGACAGAUUCUCCGAAAUUGCUGCCUGCACCAGCACCCUAUAACCAAUUUCCCGUGUCUGUGGAACCUGGACCUGCCUCUCACCUCAUUUAUGAAGGAGAGUCUACCGCUCUGGAGUGCAGGUUUGAAGGGCCAGCUCAGGCCAAGGUCACCUGGAGAAGAUCUUGCUCUCCCAACUGCAACAUUAGCGUUGUUGUCAACACUCCCGACAUUCUGGAGGAGGACAAUGGUCAUAGGGUGUCAAAACUCCCCUUCCAUCAUCCCAAAACAAAUGAUUCUGGCAUGUACUAUUGUGUUGUGCGUAUUGAUGAAUCCCAAUCCCAAUGGCAUUCGUGUGGGACAUACCUAUGGGUCCGGAGACCUCUCCCAAUCUCCUUCCUGAAUAUGAAUGAAUCCAUCAAAAAUAAGAUCAUCACAGCUGAGGGCUUCCUUCUACUUAUCUGUGCCAUUGGUCCUGGCCUUUUUCUGCUGUUCAGGAAGAGAUGGGAAAAUGAGCGCCUCUUGCAGGCCAAGAAGAAGGCUUAUGAAGAGGAGAACCUGUAUGAGGGACUGAAUCUGGAUGAGUGUUCCAUGUAUGAAGACAUAUCACGUGGGCUGCAAGCAACCUACCAGGAUAUAGGCAAUGUCAAAGUUAUUGAUCUGCAGCUGGAGAAGCCAGAGAAACCAUGAUUAUUAUUUUUUUAAAAGACUUUGUUCUAUAUUCACUUCCCAGGAGCCUACUGUCAACAGCCAUUUUGGAUUCUUGAAUAUUCUCCCUCGAUUUAUCCUGCAGAUAAGUAAUGUGGGGUGGAAAUUGUGUAUUCUCCAGCUUCCUGGACACUUGACACUUUGUAUAUAUAUUUCAGGUAUGCAAUAAUGAAGCUGAAGAGAACUGACUGGAUCUGCAUUGUUUAAGAUCUGGCUUUAAUAACAGAGUAAAUAAAAUAACAGCGGGACUUUUCUGGCAUUUUUGUUUUCCAAGCAAAAUAUUUUGAUUAGUACUAUCUUCACCAGACAUUUCCUCAUUCUGUUUUCCAUACUUGAUCUCCAGUAUGUUGGGAAUGGAGGCUUUCCUCCCUGAUUCUGAGACCUAAAUAAUGCUAAAUGUUCCCCUCGAUGAUAUUCAGAGAUUAAUUAAUAUUAAUUAAUUAAUAUUGAAGGAAUAUUAAUUCCUUCAAAACUUGUGUUUGCUUCUAUCUUCCCAUAUAAAUUUGGGGUGAAAAGAGAGCAGCAAGACCGGUUUAGAAGUGCUCUCAUUGUAUUCAAUACAAAUGUAUCUUUUCCUUUCUGGGGCUAAACACUGGGGAAAAAAUUGUUCUCAAGGUUUGUAGCAAAACCCAGCUGUGGAUGGUGUUGAAUGAUUAGGUAGUGUCUGUGAUUGUUAUGUCUGUCAUGAAAAUUGCAAAGUCAGGAAAAAGCUGAAAUUACAGUGGGUGAAGAAACUACUGCAACUUGUAUUUUAAUAUUACAUCUGUCUUCAUCUUUGAUCUAACACUUGUAUGCUUUUAUAUUCUUGAAUGAUAAGAAGAUACAGCACUGUUAGUGUUUGAUGAUAAGUGGAUAAAGCCCACUAUUAAAGUCUCCACUUUCUUCAGAGGCCGAAGCUAAUGAAACGUAGCGCUGAUGAGCCUCACUUGUGGUUAAGAAUGGAUUAGGAUUAAGAGGACCA
This is a messenger RNA of Elgaria multicarinata webbii, 1915 nucleotides long. It is a transcript of the gene CD79A, whose product is annotated as CD79a molecule. The coding region runs from base 76 to 936 and encodes 286 amino acids. The record is from RefSeq and is a predicted model, not a curated record. Gene Ontology annotation, cellular component: external side of plasma membrane; membrane; B cell receptor complex. Gene Ontology annotation, molecular function: transmembrane signaling receptor activity. Gene Ontology annotation, biological process: B cell differentiation; B cell receptor signaling pathway. NCBI's taxonomy places the organism in Eukaryota, Metazoa, Chordata, Lepidosauria, Squamata, Anguidae. The transcript has 5 exons.